Molecule: messenger RNA, 525 nt
Organism: Heterostelium album PN500
Lineage: Eukaryota; Evosea; Eumycetozoa; Acytosteliales; Acytosteliaceae
Gene: bud31
Product: BUD31 family protein
Exons: 3
Coding region: 1-525 (174 amino acids)
Biological process (GO): mRNA splicing, via spliceosome
Cellular component (GO): nucleus; spliceosomal complex
Source: RefSeq, a predicted model, not a curated record
AUGCCAAAGAUAAAGACAAAGAGAAAGAAGUAUCCAGAAGGAUGGGAAGAGUUAGAACCAAAAUUAGAUGAAUUUCAACAACAGAUGAGAGAAGACGAAAUUACUAUUUCAGCUGAAAACGAACCACACGAAGGUAAAAGAAAAGUAGAAGUAUUAUGGCCAAUCUUUAGAAUUCAUCAUCAAAGAUCUAGAUAUAUAUAUGAAUUGUUCUACAAGAAAGAUGGAAUCAGCAGAGAACUAUACGAGUUUUGUUUGAACGAAGGCUAUGCCGAUAAGAAUCUAAUAGCUAAAUGGAAGAAGAUUGGAUACGAACGUCUAUGCUGUCUACGGUGUAUACAAACUAAAGAUCAUAAUCAUUCAACUUGUAUAUGUCGUGUACCAAAAGAUAAACUGGAAGAAGGAAACAUCGUUCAAUGUGUACAAUGUGGUUGUAAAGGUUGUGUCGGAAGUCGUCAUGAAUCCACCGUCGUAGCAACCGGACAGCGCCAGUAUAUAGGGUUCAUAGUACCGGUGGAUUUCAAUUGA